AUGGGGACCCAUUGCAGAGGUGGCAACAGUGACAAGCCUUACAAUGACGAGGGGCAAACUCUGUCGUCCUCCGCCUCACUUGCCUUUUGGAUGACUGGAGUGGCGGGUAUGCCUUCGGGGCAGCUGCACCACGGCGUCGCACAGGAAGAGGAGGUGGGGGGCGAGACGCGGAAACGGCAGCGGCAGCAGAGGGUGCCGUCCAGCAGCAGCAGCAGUAGUGGUAGCAGUGGCUUGGCUGGCCUGGCGUCGUCGCCCGAUCUAGUGACGCCCAGCAGUGUGGUGUGGGUUCGUGGAGUGGAGGCGUGUGGCAGCAGCAACCUGCGCAACAGCCACCGCAACAGCAACGCGCAGCCAACGUCCCUUUCAUCACCGUCAUCGUUGUCGUCUCCGCCAGCGGCGGCGGAUGUGCCUGUGUGCAUCGUUGAUGAGACUGUCAUGUGCAACGUGGUGCCGCUGCUGCCCCGCACACACGCUGAGUAUGGGCUUGUUGCACAGAUUGUGCCGUGCACGCUGUGGCCGCCGCCUCUCCCCGCGACGGACGGCGCAGACACCACGGCAAACGUGACAUGCCUGCAGCAUGCUGCCAGUCUCGCGUCAAAGAUGCACUACAACUCACUGCUCACCUCGUCCACACCGACGCUGUCCUCCGCCCCUGCUGCCCUGCCAGGCGCGCUGGUAGAGUGGGCGGAGGGCAGCGUCGGAUACACGGCCGACACAGAGGGGCUGUGGGCGGAGCAGCGCGUGGUGGCGCAGCGGUACUACUGCCUGCCACCGUCGCCGCUGCCGCCGCUGCAGUAUGACGACAAGAAUGGUCACAAUGUGCCAGGCCGAGUGGUAAAGCCACGCGCGCUGCCGACUACGUUAGCAUCUGCGGUGGUGCAGCAGUUGCGCCGCCUUGGUGACCACCAGCGCGAAAGAAUGAUACAAGAGGAUGGUGGAGCGGAGUGGGAAUUGCGCUUUGCCCGCGUGGUGGAGAUGACGUACGACACUGCGGUGACGCUCGAACGGCUCACCAGCAGGCGUGACACCGGAGCUCCUGCUGCUGCUGCGCUUUCCUCCACCUGCGACGCAUUGCUCGACGAUAUUCUCCUUAUUGGCAUCGUCCCCCGUGGUGAGCCUCAUCACAUGAAGCUUGUGAGCCUAUCCGAAGCGUAUUGCAUGCUGAAAGAGCAGCAGCAGCAUAAGCACCGACGAGGUGAGUGUGCCGAUGACAAGGGGGAUGUAGAGCCGCAAUGCACCGUUGCGUAUGCCCUGCUGGACAUGAUUCUGCAGGCCCUGCGAGACUCACUCCACCGCCGCAUUGGGGUGCAAUAUGAACUUCUCCGUCUUCUGCGCGUAAAGGCGUUGGCAGCGGCGCACCGUGAGCUGAUUGCACAAUACAUGCGCUGGUACACCAACAUCCCUACACCACUCGCUGUGUUGCGCGUGCUGGCGGGCAGCACUCGCUUCGCCCCGCUUGUGGCGCAGCGCUGGCCCCGUGCAGCAGCGGCGCGUGGUGGCGUGAAGGGUGAAACCGGCGUAAAGCGGCGGCGCGACGAGGACACCAAUACCCACAACGAUGCUGAAGAGGACUGUGAGGAGGACGAUGAAGAGGAGGAAAAGGCACAUUCCUCCGCCUCAACUUCGCGUGAUGGCGCAAUUUCAAACAGCUGCAGCAGUGUGGGUGGCGAUCGAACAGUGAACACGGUGGAGGUGCCGUGCGAAACGGAUCUUCUUGAAGAGAACUACAUGAGUCGUUUUGCCGCCUGGCUGCGAUGCAAAGGUGGUAACAGCAGCAACAGUAGCAGCGGCAACAGCAUCAGCAACCAUGGCAGUGGUGGCAAUAACAGCUGCAGUAACAACAACAACAACAGCAACAACAACAACAACAGCAGCAGUAUAUGCGAUGAGACGGCACUCACAGCGACGGUUGGUUGGCUGCGUCGGCGGAAGCGUACUAUGACGCUGAAGGAGUUGGACGCAUUUGUGCGUAAGAGGCAUUGA
This is a messenger RNA of Trypanosoma grayi, 1983 nucleotides long. RefSeq lists its product as hypothetical. The record is from RefSeq and is a predicted model, not a curated record. Lineage: Eukaryota; Euglenozoa; Kinetoplastea; Trypanosomatida; Trypanosomatidae. Bases 1 to 1983 code for a protein of 660 amino acids. The transcript has a single exon.